UCUGCCUGCUCCCUGCUUAGCCUCGGUUUGUAUUUGGGCGCAUUCCGACUUAUCAGAGCAACGGCCAUGUGAGCAAAACUCUGAGAGCUCUGAGCUCAGUUCCAAUUCAGACUCGGAGGCGAAUGCAUUAAAUACUUCAAAAACUUCUAACUGGGAACAACAAUGACGACGUCCCCAAAGAUAAAAACUCUGAUUUCCGGUCGUGGGCUGCUGGAAAUAUUUGUGUUGCUGCUGCUGCUUGCCGUUUCCGUGCCAGGCGCCACUUCAGAUGCGACUGCCGCUAACGCCAGCAGUAGCAGCAGCAGCGAUGGCAAUGCCAAUGUCAACGCCCUGGAUCGUCUGCACGCGGGUCUGUUCCUCAACUACGACAAACAUUUGCAGCCGCUGGACAAGGGCGAACCCGCGACUGUCAGCAUGGCGCUGUCCAUUAACUUUAUUGAUAUUGACGAGAUGAAUGGCAAGAUGACGACACACUGCUGGCUGAAUAUUCGCUGGAUGGACGAGCGUCGCACGUGGCAGCCGCAGGAGUACGAGAACAUUACGGCCAUCCACUUGCAUGCCAGCGAGAUCUGGACACCACAGAUUAAGCUCUUCAAUGCGGCUGGCGAGGAUGAGAGCUACAUGGUGGACACUCAGGCGAUACUCACCCACGAGGGACAGUUCCUGUGGGUGCCACCUGCCGUGUACACGGCCUACUGCAACCUAAACAUGAUCAACUGGCCGUACGACGAGCAGACGUGCAAGCUAAAGAUUGGCUCCUGGGGCGUCAGCCACAUCAAUGCGGAUUACGACAAGUCGGACAAGGGCCUGGACUACGAUGCUGCAAUGCAGUCUACGGAGUGGCAGAUCAUCAAAGGAUCAACGCAAUUCGUGCCGCAGGACUACUACAGCUAUCUGGAGUACACGCUGACGGUUCAACGACGCUCCAACAUGUACACGGCCAUCAUUUACACGCCAGCCUCCUGCUUUGUCAUACUCGCGCUGUCCGCCUUCUGGCUGCCACCGCACAUGGGCGGCGAGAAGAUCAUGAUCAAUGGAUUGCUCAUGAUUGUGGUGGCCUCGUUUCUCAUGUACUUUGCACAGCUGCUGCCGGUGCUGGCCAACAAGACGCCGCUUGUGGUCGUCUUUUAUAGCGCCACUCUGCUGCUGCUGAGUAUCUCCACCAUUGUGGAGGUGGCUGUGCUCUACCUGUCCACGGCCAAGCACAAGCGACGCGUGCCAGACUGCCUCAAGAAGCUGCUGCAUGGCAAACUUGGCUCCUGGCUGCUGCUCUCGCACUUUAGCUCCGAGGCCGAACAGCAGAAGGACAAGAGCAAGGAGAUGGAUGAGCAAUUGUAUGACAAUGCCGAUUAUGAUCCUUCCGAAACGCUGGACAUUAACCCCACGGAGGUGCCCACAUCCCGGGCCAUACAAUUCGAAUGGUCGCUGCUGGCCACGGCCGUGGAUCGUGUCACAUUUUUGGCCUUUAGCCUGACCUUCCUCAUACUGGCCAUUGUGUGUCGUGUGUAGGAGGAUGUGUAACCCCCCACCUGUAUGUAAUUGUAUCUCUUUAUAUCUAUGUAUCUAUAUCUAUGUAUUUUUGUGUAUUUACUAUAUGUAUGUAUCCUCUGUGCGCUUAGUGAACUUAGAAUUAUAUAAUGAUGAGACCUCUUAA
Messenger RNA from Drosophila subobscura, 1654 nucleotides. It is a transcript of the gene nAChRbeta3, whose product is annotated as neuronal acetylcholine receptor subunit alpha-2. Gene Ontology annotation, molecular function: transmembrane signaling receptor activity; acetylcholine-gated monoatomic cation-selective channel activity. Gene Ontology annotation, biological process: chemical synaptic transmission; signal transduction; nervous system process. The transcript is spliced from 4 exons. Gene Ontology annotation, cellular component: postsynaptic membrane; neuron projection; synapse. The record is from RefSeq and is a predicted model, not a curated record. Lineage: Eukaryota; Metazoa; Arthropoda; Insecta; Diptera; Drosophilidae. Bases 163 to 1509 code for a protein of 448 amino acids.